Messenger RNA from Cygnus atratus (black swan), 1900 nucleotides. It is a transcript of the gene TMEM268, whose product is annotated as transmembrane protein 268. The transcript has 9 exons. The record is from RefSeq and is a predicted model, not a curated record. Lineage: Eukaryota; Metazoa; Chordata; Aves; Anseriformes; Anatidae. The coding region runs from base 499 to 1527 and encodes 342 amino acids.
ACCAGGGAGAUUUUGCAAGUCGGUGCUUGCAGCUUGGGGUAAUGAGAGCGGGUAGUGCGGGGGCGCAGGCGUCUCGCCUUCAGCUCACAGUGCCUGAUCGCUCGUCCUCCAGGGAGAGGCAGUGAAGGCUGCCCUGCCGUGUCCCCCGCUCGGGCUGAGACCUCCCUGUCCUGCUGUGGGACAGCGCGGAGCCCAGCGGUGCCAGGUGAAGGACAGUGAGGAGGAGGAGGAGGAGGUGAGGGAGCUGAGGCGGCCCCCCAGGACCAGGAGGCGAGCCAGGCGAGGGCUAGAAAAUGCCUCCUUGCUCAUGGAAAGCAGAAUCUCGAGGAAGCCUCCAGUGGGAGUGUGAGUGAAGAUUUCACAACCUGGUCCCCAACAGGAAGAGCAAGCUGGCUGCCUGCUGCCUGGGUGUUUCUGAGCUGCCAAAGAUAAGGGAGGUAGAUGAAGUGCUGAACUUCUGACAACACAACGCAGAGUCACCGAAGGAGAGGUAUCAGCAUGGCCUAUAAAAGCCAAGCUGAUGGAAUUGAGAAAAAUGGGUCGCUUUCCUCCAUCUUCUAUUGCAAGAGUGAUUUAAAGGAAGGAUCCCUGCAGUGGGCAAAAGACCCCCGCAACGGGCAGGUGCUCAUGGUGCUCAGUAUGGACAAUAACUGCUCGGCCACCUCCUUCGACAUGGAGCUUUGUGCAGAGAAGCUGAAGUCCCUCGGGGUUCAGGUGGCAGCAGACGAGUGGAGGAGGUUAAUCCAGGAGGCCGUCCUGAAGCCUGAAGUGAGACGGUACAUGUUCUACAACUCCAGGGCGUUCCAGAUCGCCAUCGCUGUGAUCUUCUACAUGUCUCUCUGGACAAACAUUUACUCCACAGUCCAGCUGUGCUCCUUCGGGCGCUACUGGGAGGCCAGUGUGCUGGUGACCCUGGCCGCCGUGGCCAUCACCGUGGUCAUGAUACUGGUCCUCGACUGGCGACAGAGAAAGAUCAAUAUGAAUACAGAUGUGAGGCUGGCAGCUGUCAAUGAAUUCUUUAUCAAACACAGUUUAAUUCUGGGGAUUACAGAUGUCCUGAAUGGGCCACACAGCAUCCUACAACUGUGGUUUGUGCACUUCAGCCCUGAGCGCUGCCUCAGGUCUUUGUCAGCCCACCUCGCCGAGCUGCAGCGGACGCAAGAGUCGGACUUGCGGCACAGCCUGGACCAGCUCUGCGUGGUGAUGGAGGCAGCAGUACAGCCCGAGCCGGCAGCAGAGGAGGCUUCGUGCGAGGAGUCCCCUCUCCUAUCCAAUGGGGUGAACUUCAAGAAGGAGCCCGUGAUGUGCAACCAGCUGCUUCGCCUCAUUCCCGAGGGCCCACCAGAGGUGAUGGCCCAGCAGCUCCUGGUCAUCUUCAGCGGCUGCUACGUCCGGCUCCUGGUCAGCGGCCGGCUCCCCCCGACCACAGCAGCCGGGCACGUGGAGCCCAGCAGCGUGCCCUGCCUGUGCCAGUUCAUCCAGAGCGCCGUGUUCAGCACGCAGCAGUGCUGCCUCCCGGGCAGGUGACCCCUGGGGGCUGCAGGAAGCCGAAACACAGGCUGCCCGUGCACAGCAGCAAGGAGAAGCAGAGGAGAGGGCUGUAAGCCCCAUCCUGGACUUAUCAGGGUGAACAAGUGGAACUCUAAUAAACAUGAAAGGUAACAGGAAGCUGCUGGCCUUUGAAACCUGCUCUGCCCGGAGGAGCUGCUUUGGGUGCCAGGAACAAUCUUGCGGCAGCUCAGAGCACCCUUGGGUGGCCCCUGCUCUGACCCAGGGGUCUGGGAGAGCAGCAGGGAACACCAGGAGAUGGCAGCCCCAUGCCUGUGCACUGCAGUACGUGGGGGUCUUUGGAAGAAGGACAGGGAACAUCUGUGCAUUACAAAUGUGGUGUCUGCUCCGG